UAUUCUGCGGUCAACAAAACCAAAACAAACAAAUUUAGCUUUUACUAAAUAAAACAAGGGAUUACUGCAAACGCUGGAUAUAAAAACAUUCUGCGGAAUAAAGUCAUGGACGGUCCAGCAAAGUACGACCGCCACCAGUUGACUGACUGCUGCUGGAAGUUCUCAAUCGCUUCGCUGGACAUCCAAUAAACACGCAAGUGCCUUCAAAAUAGUUACCGGUCAAUGGAAAAUACGCCUACGCCGGAGCUCCCUCAGGUAAAGCAUCUUCGUAAGCUUUAGAGCUAAGCAUUAAGCAGCCAGCCUUGGAAAACAUAAUUUAUCCACUAAUAGCGAGUAUUAAAAGUCAAGGCCACCGCACCAAAAACAAAAACAAGAAAAACAGCUGGAAGACAACGCAAUUGCAGUUUUGCCUUAGAAAAGAUGCAACGCAGCGCGUAGGGAAAGAUCAGUUCUGUUCCAGUUGUUGCUUCCUGAAUCCGUGAAUCUUCCUCCGUCAUGUGCUGCAGCUGCUGCGGGGAAACUCAACGCAAGGCCUGGGUCUUUGGCCUGGGCUCGCUUUUCCUGGUCCUGGGAAUUCUCACCGUGGUCUUCUGGCCAAAUUUGGCCGAUAGUCUCGUCGAGGAUGGCCUCACCUUGAAGCCUGGUACUGAUGCCUAUGACAGCUGGCUGGAGGCACCCAUACCCAUUUACCUGAGCUUCUACAUGUUCAACUGGACGAAUCCGGAGGAAAUCAGGAAUCCAAAUGUCAAGCCCAACUUUGUGGAAAUGGGUCCGUACACAUUUUUAGAGAAACACAAGAAGGAGAACUACACGUUCUUCGAUAAUGCCACGGUGGCGUACUACGAGCGUCGCACCUGGUUCUUUGAUCCGGAGCGAUCUAAUGGCACCCUGGACGACCUGGUGACGGCUGCUCAUGCCAUCACCGCCACGGUUGCGGAUGAAAUGCGGAAUCAACGAAAAAUUGUCAAGAAAAUUAUUAACUUUAUGCUGAACCACGAGGGCGGAGAGCUAUACACCACGAAGCCGGUGGGAGAGUGGAUCUUUGAUGGCUAUCAGGAUAAUCUUACGGAUUUCCUGAAUCUAUUUAAUACCUCCAUGAUUGACAUUCCGUACACACGCUUCGGCUGGCUGGCGGAUCGCAAUGAAUCGCUGACUUAUGACGGUCUAUUCACCAUUCACACGGGCACCGAUGACAUUUCCAAUUUAGGACGGCUUACCCACUGGAAUAACAAACCGGAGACGGGCUUCUAUGAGAUGCCCUGUGGCGUGGUUAAUGGCACCACUGGUGACCUCUUCCCGCCCAAGAUGAACGUCAAGGAUGAGAUCACGAUAUUCGCCACCGAUGCCUGUCGGUUCAUGAACCUGCGGCCGCAGGGCACAUACGAGAAUCAUGGACUGACAGCCACAAAAUGGGUGGGCACUGAGGAAACUCUGGAUUCUGGAGAGAAUUACCCUAACCAGGCGUGCUUCUGCGAUCUCGAGCGUUUCGAAGAGUGCCCGAAAACCGGUGUGGUGGAGUGCAAAGCGUGUCGCGACAAGGCUCCUAUAUACUCCUCCUUCCCGCAUUUCUAUCUCGCCGAUCAGUCGUACAUCGAUGCAGUGAGCGGCAUGAAGCCGGAGAAGGACAAGCACGAGUUCUUCUUGGCAGUGGAGCCGACAACGGGUGUGCCUGUCCAGGUGCACGGUCGCAUCCAGAUCAACAUGAUGAUCGAGCCCGACGAUGAUUUCGACAUUUACCGCGGCGUGCCAAAGGUGCUGAUGCCCAUGUUCUGGUUCGAUCAGUACGCGGAGCUAUCCUCCGAAUUGGCUUCCAAGGCCAAGUUGGCCAUCAAUCUGUCCAGCUAUGGCCUUAUCUUUGGCUAUUGCUUGAUAGGCUUUGCCAGCGUCUUUCUUGUCACCGGCGUCGUGCUGACGCUGACCAAGAGAUGGGUGCGACGAGCUGCCGACGAUGAGGACAUGCUGGCCACCAACUAAGGUAUCUUAGGUGUAGAUUUUAAGCAUAGCCCAAAGUGCCAGGAAAAGAUAACACUCCUAGUUCAUUCUAUAUAGUCGCGCAGAGAUUGUUGUUCGUUUCGUUGCGUUACGCGUUAUGUAAUAUGUAAGUGACACUUGCAUUUUGUGAUAGCAAACCCUAUUUCCCUAAUCUAUAAUCCAAGUUGACAACUCAAACUAAACGGAGAUUUACUUAUUGUAAUUUAAAUCACACACUUUACAUUUGAAUUUUUCAUUUUAUUUUUUGCAAAUUAUAAUUUUUACAACUCAAAGGACUUUCUUUACUUAUCGUAUACGAAUUUGUUUUAUAAAUGCUUUACUUUG
This is a messenger RNA of Drosophila serrata, 2316 nucleotides long. RefSeq names its product croquemort (gene crq). Gene Ontology annotation, molecular function: scavenger receptor activity. The record is from RefSeq and is a predicted model, not a curated record. Lineage: Eukaryota; Metazoa; Arthropoda; Insecta; Diptera; Drosophilidae. Gene Ontology annotation, cellular component: membrane; cytoplasm.